Messenger RNA from Diuraphis noxia (Russian wheat aphid), 4334 nucleotides. RefSeq lists its product as uncharacterized. Gene Ontology annotation, molecular function: transcription coactivator activity; transcription factor binding. Gene Ontology annotation, biological process: Notch signaling pathway; positive regulation of transcription by RNA polymerase II. The record is from RefSeq and is a predicted model, not a curated record. Gene Ontology annotation, cellular component: mediator complex; nuclear speck. Lineage: Eukaryota; Metazoa; Arthropoda; Insecta; Hemiptera; Aphididae.
AUGGCCGAUGUCGUUGUCCAUAAGCGACAAGCGGUUAUUGAUAGACUAAAAAGACGAAUGGAAGGGUACAGGAGGCAUAACCAAGACUGCGUUCCACGCUAUAGCAACGCAUUUGCAGAACAGCAAAAUGUACAAGAAACAUUAAUGCUCAAACAAAAGUACAUGGAAACAAAGACCAAAAGGAACGUUAAAAAGAAUGACAAAAAACCUAUGGAAAAUGGAAGUACUUUGCCGAAAUUUGGCACGAAGAGACCGUCCAGUGAAGAUAUGGAUGGGUCCGACGGUGUAUACCAUGAUGGUAUGCCAGCGCCUCCGAAGUGCGUACCCAUUCCGCCAUGUGGUAACAAUGGAGUGGGUGGCGGUCCUCAGCAGCAACAACAACAACAACAGCAGCAGCAACAAUCUCCCCAUGCCAAAAAUGACGCGAGUAACAAUGCUAAGUUCAGCGUGAAAAUCGUGCAGGAACUUGAGUUUAGCACCAGCGAACACCAGCAUAAUGCUCAGAUCUCCACCAAUUUGACACUGACGUCGGUCAACACAUCAGUGCAGAGCGACGUUACAACGAAACAAUCGGCAGGUGGGGGCCCCAGUGCGGGUGGAAAUACAGUGCCMACCGCGUCCGGUGGCGGGGGGAUUCCACCUGGUAGUGCAGCGGGGGCGGCUGGCCCACCGAAUGACCACACGAUGCACGAGUGCAAGCAAGAGCAACCGGACCUGAUGGACUUCCCUGGCGACGGUGACCUAAACGACCUGUCGUUCAUCAAUAAUGACACCAAUGAACCCAUAUUGGCCGUCGAUACGGAUACGCUGACUGAGAUCAUAUCAGAUCUUAACAGCGAGGGCAUCACACCGGCCGACUUCAACCAGGUGGACCUGUGCGACAAACGGCCUAUAAAGACAGAACCCGAUGCCAGGUGUACGCCACCGGUUAAGUCGCCGUAUGACCAACACCACCAGCAGCAGCAACAGGUACACCAACAGCAACAACACCAACAACACCAGCAGCAGCAACAGCGAGGUGGGGGYGGUGGCAACAAUAAUUAUUCAAAUUGCGUAGCCGCCGAGACGCUAAAACAGUUGGCUGAACAGCACAAUAACCAGCAGCAGAGGCCAGAUAAGUGCGGUUAUGAUUUCCCUUACCAAUCACCCGGUUCCGUGCCUGACUUUAUACAUUCGCCUAGCACUCCUGUGGGCACUCCUAACCCGAAUGGUUACARCAUGAUGUCACCCGUUAAUUCCAUGUAUCAUCAGCAGCAACAACAGCAGGAAAAGCAACAGCAGGAGAACAACAAUUAUUAUCAUCCCCAAGAACCACCUAAGCCGAGGAUGAAGCAACAACAGCAGCAACAACCGCAACAGCAGCAGCAACAACAACAACAGCAACAGCAACAGCAACAACCGACGGCUGUGACGCAGCGGCAACAGAAACAACAGUUGCCACCGCCGCCCACGUCCCAACAGCAGCAACAGCAACCCCUCCAAUCGCCACAGUCCCGGUACAACCAGUAUAAUGGUCACGGAAGUCCUCAGUAUCCUGUGUCGGUGGCACGCAGGAUAACGCCGUCCCCGGGCGCAGCUUCGGCAGGCGUCCUGUCGCCGCAGCAACCUAACGCCGCCAGCCCUGACGUGGUAACCAGCUCGUUCCAAAUGGCCCAGUCUCAACAAGUUCACAUCAGUCAACAAGGCCAACAACAGACUUUUGGUCAAGGACAGGCCAUCCAAGACAGACUUAUGACCAGUGCUUCAGUCGCUUCGACAACAGCACCAAAUUGUGGUGCAUCCAUGCAGCAAUAUUAUAAUUCCAAUUGCGGAGACAAUGGGCAACAGUCCUAUAUGCAUAUGACCCAGUCGCAAAGUAUGACAUUCUCACAACAGCGUGCUAGACUGCUCAGUGCAGGAGCCAGUCCAACCAAUAUUCGACCACCAACUAAUGUACAGCAGCCCAAUAUAAAUAAUGAGCAUCACAGUAUGUUACCUCAGCACAUGAAUAGGACACCUAACCAGAUGAAUAUGAUGGGUCCUGGUGGAUGUCGACCACCUCCUCCUGAAUACAAACUAAAUGUUGCCCAAAAUAUGGGUAUGUGCCAAACCCAGUUUCCUGCACAAGGAUACAUGCCAUCAGCUCGGCAGUCUUUACCACAAGGUGCCCAAUCUAGGCGACCUAUACAACAACAACCUAUUCCACCUUCGGGGCCUAUGCUACGAUCACAAAUGGCUAAUACUGGUGGUGGUAGUCAAAUGGCUGGUGGCUAUGAUCGUAAUAUGUCAUCAGUUCAAAGAAAUAUGAUGUAUCCAGGCUCAGGGAAUCUUCAACGACCACCAAAUGUCACGCCGAGUUCAGAAGCAUUUAACAGUGAUUGGCAACAACUGUUAGCUGCAAGACAACAACAACAACAUCAACAACAGCAGCAACACCAACAUCAACAACAGCAGCACCAACAACAACCACAUCAACAACAACCACAACCUCACCAGCACCAACAACAUCAAUUUAGACCCACAGUUUCCCAAGCUUCAAUUGGCAAUUUAAAUCAAGCUGGAAACACUCCAGUAAACAAUAUUGGUGCAGGUUAUGGUGGUGCUAAUCCGAAUAUUAACACUUGCCAAACAGGACAAAACAAUAUUCACUUGAUGGCUGGGCAAAUGCAGCACAUGUCUGCUAGAAUGGGUAAUGGGCAGCAAACUAUGGCCCAGCAACAACAUGCCAAUAUUAGUAUGCAGUCACAAAAUAAUCAAAUGUCAGUAAAUCUUCAGAUGUCCCAAGCAAUGAAUGUUAAAAUGGGUGGAGGAGGCCAGAGUCGUAUGACUACUAAUGCACAGAUGGUUCCUCAGCAACCACAACAACAACAACAACAACAACAACAACAACCACCUCAGCAUCCAUCACAUCCACAACACCCACAACAUUCUCAACAUCCACAACAUCAUCAUCAACAACAACAACAACCUCAACCUCAGCAGCACCCGUCCAUGAUGCGAGCACAGCAACAACAGUCAUUCACCCUACAGCAACAACAGCAAGCAACAAUGAAUACUGGAAAUCCAUAUCAGCGUAACAUGGGUUCUGGUUAUGGAGCAAACCCACAUCAGCAGCAGUACCAGCAGACAAGCACAACAAUGCAACCUGCACCUGUUGCAAAUCCAACAACUAUGCUAAAUACCAACAAUGGAUUAUCGUCCCGUAACUCAUUUAGUCCAAGUGAUUUCAAUUUUGAUUUCCUCGAUCAGCCACUCGCUAAUGAUAGUAAGAAUGGUUUUAAUAACAAGCAACAGACAUUUGGUGAUUUUAACUUUGAUUUCCUUGAUGCUCAUUAAGCAUUCUAUAGUACUGCAUUAAACAUUGACGCCUUGACCUAGAUCGAUAUUUAAUGCCUGUGAUAUUUACUAUAAACUUGAUCACAUUGUUAUGAAAGUUGCUCUAUGGCCAGUGUAGCUUAAAUCAAAAUUGUCCGUCUUAAAAAUGUUUUAAGUUUAUUGUUAAUAAGUAAAAUUUAAUUCUUAAAUAUAAUUUUUUUAAAGUAUCAAUAAUAAUUUUAUUUAUGGUUGAACAGUCAUAUAUUUGAUAACUAAUACAAAAUAUGUAGUCCCAGUACUGAGGCAAAGCUACAGAGGCUGUAUGAAAUAACUACUAUUAACCUAAUUUGAAAGAUAUAUUAUUUAAAUUGUACUUUAUAACUAUUUAGAAAGGUAAAUGUCAAAUAUGGCAUUUUGUUCCUACUUCUCUUUUUCUUUCCCACUCUGUUUCUACUGUACAACUUGCAUACAAUAAACUAUUGUUACCACUCAAUGAGUUAAAGUAUUGAUUGAUAGGAUGUCAACAAUACAUUAAUAAUUGUCGUCUGUAUUUUCCUUUACCUGGUACAAUAUUGUAAUAAAAGUAAUUGUAAAGUGUGUUUUGAAAGAGGUACCGAGUAGUAAUUAUUCAAUUACCUUACACAUUAAACAGGUUGUCAUCUUAUUUGUGAACAUGUCACCAAAAUAAUUAACCCAAGUUACCAAGUGAUGGUCAGCAAAUGAAAAUACUUAACUAUGUGAAAUGAUAUUGAAAAUUUAAAAAAAAGAAAACAAAUACCCAUGGGGGAACAACCUCGUUUGAUCUCAACUAGUUAUUCUUGCAUACGUUUCCAAAGCGAGUGGCUCCCUGAUGAUUUUCUUCUUAUUUGUUAUAUUGUUUUAUUUUUGUUUUUGUUGCCAUAACAGCAAUUUUACCAUACAAGCUACAAGUUUGUUUAAGGUUUCAGUAAGGAACCACCUGUGAUGGUUUUCUAAUGAUUAUGUAUUAAUAAAAAAAGCAAAUAUAAUAAUUACUUAAGGUUUUUUUUUUUUUUUAAUGU